ACUACUUUUUCAUAACCUAACUUAACCGCUUCGAAGAUUUUCAAAAUGUUGAACUCAAAGGAGUCACAGGAUUCUCACAUUUCAGCACCUUGUGGAGUAGUUUUUCCACCGAAUAAACCAAUGGAACCUCGAAAAAAAUUUUCCACUGUUCCAGUCGUGUACGAUUCGUUGUUUUUUCUGGAUUUCAACGAAAGGGGUAACUGCAUCCUCGGGUCUUCAGAGGUAGCUGGGACAUUUUGGGAAGGCACUUUGCUUCAUUUUCAAGAUGAUAAACACAUGGAAGAUUUUGAUUAUAAUGGGCAUUAUAUUUACUCCACUGCCUCAGAUGGAAAAUUUCUGACCACAAAUACUAUAGCAUUAGCUGAAGAUACUGGCCAUAUUAACAUUCUGUCACUAGAUGAGGAUAGGAAAAUUAGAACAACAAAUUACCUCAGACUGGGUGAACACAUUCCAAAAAUUGAGACAUGGAAAGACUCAAAUAGAAUUUUAGCAUGUGCUGGUAGAUCUGUUUCAAUUUGGGAAGCUGAUUGUGUGGAAAGGAAACCAGUAGAGAAAUUUGAUAACAUUCACUUGGAACCUGUGAUAUGUGUAGAUACAUUGAAAAAUAACAAAAAUAUGUUCAUUUCUGGUGGUGUGGAUAGAAUGGCUUGUAUUUGGGACUUGAGAAACUCUGUUCCAUGCACAGUGCUCUACAACAAUGAAUUCUCUUCACUGAUGAGCAUAUCAUGGAACCAAUAUGAUGAUAAUUACAUCAUAGUAGGAACUUUGGCAGGAGAUGUCUAUCUGCUUGACAAACGUGAGCCCAAGUCUUUCAUAUCAGUGUUGCACUGCUUUGACAGGAAGGUCAACAGAAUAGGCUUCAAUGAUGCAAAAGAAUUUGCAGUUUGUGGUGAUUCCCCUGAAGUGUUGAUAGUGAAUUGCAAAUCCAGUUAUUUAGAAACAAUUUAUAGAAAUGGAAAGCACCCAGGGCAUGUGAAAGAUCUGAAAUGGCACAAGGGAACAUUGUAUACUUGUGGAUUUGGCAAAUGUGUGGUCAAGCAUGUGAGACAAAAGUAGUAAAAAGGGGUUUGAGGAAAUUUUAUUUUUGUACUGUUUCUUUAAUAUGAGGGAUAAAAUCAUUCAAAGUAUAGGAUGUCUGCAUGUGAAAUAAAAAAAGUAGCUCCAAUAAUCUUUUUUUGUAAUUGUGACAUUGUCUUGGAAUCACUAUACUAGAAUAUGCAAUUUCCACUAGAUCUGGAACUGUAAAUUAAUCAUAAUUCCUAAUAGAAAAUAAGUAGAAAUAGUAGAUAUAUGAAAAUAUGCAUCAAAGCUGUUUAUGUUUCAUUGGUUCACAUUUGUUUUUCAUUUGCAAUUAUUGUGGUCAAUCCUUCAAAACAAACCACUAAGAAGUGUUCAAUUUGUUUCCGUGCUAUUUUCUAGAAGGUUAGUAGAACUGAUGAUAAUUUUAAUAAUCAGUUAUACCAACCUUGAUUUUCUAUCGGGAAUUGCAUCUGAAUUAGCUGGAUUCACUGUUGCUUGUAUACAUUAGAUUGAUUCAAAGCUGUAAAAGUGUGAAUUUUGUGGAAAACUUAUUCAUGAUUUUCUUUAUUGAGGUUAAAAAUUGAUUUGAAAAAAACAAUGCAUUGAAUUUAAUUCACUUUAUUGAAAAAGAAGUUAUAGUUUAAUAAAAAAAAAACUGUCACUGUAAUCAUUAUAUUAAAAGCUAAGACCUC
Molecule: messenger RNA, 1712 nt
Organism: Phaedon cochleariae (mustard beetle)
Lineage: Eukaryota; Metazoa; Arthropoda; Insecta; Coleoptera; Chrysomelidae
Source: the annotation of a GenBank genome assembly